Messenger RNA from Malaclemys terrapin pileata, 7031 nucleotides. RefSeq names its product MIB E3 ubiquitin protein ligase 1 (gene MIB1). Lineage: Eukaryota; Metazoa; Chordata; Testudines; Emydidae. Bases 362 to 3277 code for a protein of 971 amino acids. Gene Ontology annotation, cellular component: cytoplasm. Gene Ontology annotation, molecular function: protein binding; zinc ion binding; ubiquitin-protein transferase activity. The record is from RefSeq and is a predicted model, not a curated record. Gene Ontology annotation, biological process: protein ubiquitination. The transcript is spliced from 21 exons.
CAGAGGAUGAGGCGGCGAUGGUGGUCUCACGAUCUCCCCACCCCCCAGGUCCCGGUCGCCGAGGUGCCCGGAUGUAGUGGAUGAGGCAGCGUCAGGCUCGCUCCUGUCCCCGGGACGUGUAGGCGGCUGGCGAGCGCCCCGAGCCGGGAGCGCCCAGUGCGGGGAGGGAGAGCCGGAGCCUACGCGAGCCGCAUCCUCCCCCCGCCGCCUUGCCGAGCGACCGGCCAGCUGCCCCGGCCAAGCCGAGAGGCCCCGCUGCCCUCCCCCAGUGCAGCCCCCGCGGAGACGCCCCCCGUGGCCGGGCCUCCCGCCGGGGCCCCGCGUCCUUCCCCCGGGCCCGUGCGCGAGGGGCGGCCCCGGCAUGAGCAGCGCCCGGAACAACCGCGUGAUGGUGGAGGGGGUCGGGGCCCGGGUGGUGCGGGGCCCGGACUGGAAGUGGGGGAAGCAGGACGGCGGCGAGGGCCACGUGGGCACCGUGCGCAGCUUCGAGAGCCCGGAGGAGGUGGUGGUGGUUUGGGACAACGGCACCGCGGCCAAUUACCGCUGCUCCGGGGCCUACGACCUGCGCAUCCUGGACAGCGCGCCCACCGGUAUCAAGCAUGAUGGAACUAUGUGUGAUACUUGUCGACAGCAACCAAUCAUUGGCAUCAGAUGGAAAUGUGCUGAAUGCACAAAUUAUGAUUUAUGCACAGUCUGUUAUCAUGGGGACAAACAUCACCUGAGGCAUCGUUUUUAUAGAAUAACCACACCAGGAAGUGAAAGGGUGCUGUUAGAGUCUCGUCGUAAAUCAAAGAAAAUUACAGCAAGAGGAAUCUUUGCAGGUGCCAGGGUGGUACGAGGAGUUGAUUGGCAAUGGGAAGAUCAAGAUGGUGGCAAUGGACGUAGGGGGAAGGUAACUGAAAUCCAGGACUGGAGUGCAUCAAGCCCACACAGUGCAGCAUAUGUUCUAUGGGACAAUGGCGCUAAAAAUCUUUACAGAGUUGGCUUCGAGGGCAUGUCUGACCUGAAAUGUGUUCAGGAUGCCAAAGGAGGCUCUUUCUACAGGGACCACUGUCCUGUGCUAGGUGAGCAAAAUGGUAACCGGAAUCCUGGUGGGCUGCAGAUUGGUGAUCUGGUAAACAUUGACCUUGAUUUAGAAAUUGUACAGUCUUUGCAGCAUGGUCAUGGGGGAUGGACUGAUGGCAUGUUUGAGACCUUAACCACCACUGGCACAGUUUGUGGCAUUGAUGAAGAUCAUGACAUAGUAGUACAGUAUCCAAGCGGCAACAGGUGGACAUUUAAUCCAGCUGUUCUCACCAAAGCCAAUGUUGUCCGAAGUGGAGAUGCUGCCCAAGGUGCAGAAGGAGGUACCUCACAGUUUCAAGUGGGUGACCUUGUUCAAGUUUGUUAUGAUUUAGAACGAAUCAAGCUUCUUCAAAGAGGUCAUGGAGAAUGGGCUGAAGCAAUGCUCCCUACUUUAGGUAAAGUUGGCCGGGUCCAGCAGAUUUAUUCAGACAGUGAUUUAAAGGUAGAGGUUUGUGGGACUUCUUGGACAUACAAUCCAGCAGCUGUCUCAAAGGUGGCAUCAGCAGGAUCAGCUAUAAGCAAUGCAUCUGGUGAGAGAUUGUCCCAACUUUUGAAGAAACUGUUCGAAACACAAGAAUCUGGGGACCUCAAUGAAGAACUUGUUAAAGCUGCUGCUAAUGGAGAUGUAGCUAAAGUGGAAGAUUUGCUAAAGAGACCAGAUGUGGAUGUGAACGGGCAGUGUGCUGGACACACAGCUAUGCAAGCAGCCAGUCAGAAUGGACAUGUUGACAUUUUGAAAUUACUUCUGAAACAGAACGUGGAUGUGGAAGCGGAGGACAAAGAUGGAGACAGGGCUGUUCACCACGCAGCUUUUGGAGAUGAAGGUGCUGUGAUAGAGGUUUUGCACAGAGGCAGUGCAGAUUUGAAUGCUCGCAACAAACGCAGACAGACUCCACUUCAUAUUGCUGUUAACAAAGGUCAUUUACAAGUUGUGAAGACUUUACUGGACUUUGGCUGUCAUCCUAGUCUCCAGGAUUCUGAAGGUGACACUCCGCUCCAUGAUGCGAUAAGUAAAAAACGUGAUGACAUCCUGGCUGUACUGUUAGAAGCUGGGGCAGAUGUUACUAUUACAAACAACAAUGGAUUUAAUGCUCUCCAUCAUGCUGCACUAAGAGGGAAUCCCAGUGCAAUGCGUGUAUUGCUGUCCAAGCUACCACGGCCAUGGAUUGUGGAUGAGAAGAAGGAUGACGGCUAUACUGCCUUACAUUUGGCAGCACUCAAUAAUCACGUGGAAGUGGCUGAACUCUUGGUGCAUCAGGGCAAUGCUAACCUGGAUAUCCAGAAUGUAAACCAGCAAACUGCACUGCACCUUGCCGUUGAACGACAGCACACACAAAUAGUUAGGCUCUUAGUCCGUGCAGGUGCUAAACUGGAUAUUCAGGAUAAAGAUGGGGAUACUCCCCUACAUGAAGCCCUGAGGCAUCAUACUUUGUCACAGCUUCGCCAGCUCCAAGACAUGCAAGAUGUGGGCAAGGUAGAUACUGCUUGGGAGCCAUCAAAGAACACAUUAAUAAUGGGACUUGGUACCCAGGGAGCAGAGAAGAAGAGUGCAGCAUCUAUUGCCUGCUUUCUGGCAGCAAACGGAGCUGAUCUCAGUAUUCGUAAUAAGAAGGGUCAGUCUCCUCUUGACCUCUGCCCCGAUCCUAGUCUCUGCAAAGCAUUGGCUAAAUGUCACAAAGAAAAAGUCAGUGGGCAGGUUGGCUCUCGAAGUCCUUCUAUGAUCAGCAAUGACUCAGAAACUUUAGAAGAAUGUAUGGUGUGUUCAGACAUGAAGAGAGAUACGUUAUUUGGCCCAUGUGGACAUAUUGCUACCUGUUCCCUCUGCUCACCACGGGUCAAGAAAUGCCUCAUCUGUAAAGAGCAAGUUCAGUCCAGAACAAAGAUUGAAGAAUGUGUGGUGUGUUCAGACAAGAAAGCAGCAGUACUCUUCCAGCCUUGUGGUCACAUGUGUGCUUGUGAGAACUGUGCAAGCCUGAUGAAGAAGUGUGUGCAGUGCCGGGCAGUGGUUGAGCGGAGAGUGCCUUUCAUUUUGUGUUGCGGAGGGAAAGGUACAGAAGAUACCGCUGAUGACAUUUCAAGUGGAAACAUUCCAGUUUUACAGAAAGACAAGGACAACACCAAUGUCAAUGCAGAUGUACAGAAGCUGCAGCAGCAGUUACAAGACAUAAAGGAACAGCAGGUAUACCUACGUUUCAACUCAUGUCUUCAGUGAUAAUCUAAUACAUUAGUGCAGCAACCUUUUAAAACCAUUUCUGGUGCCAAGCAGAAGCGAGGCCUGAUGUCAGCAAAAUCCCCACACGAUGACCACAUCAUUCUUCAGGGAUUCCCUGAAUGUGAACCAUCUUUGACUGUGAUUGCAGUUCCCUCCACCACAUUUCAUACGUAAUCACCCUCAUCUGUCUGUAAUAAAUACUUUAUAUAUGUUCCUUCACCAUACGUAUGUCAUUUCUUUUUAUUUAAAAUUAAAGUUAUUGUAAUGUCACUGUGCACCUGUAUCUUGUGCCUGGAAACACUGUUAUCAGUAAUAAAAAAUUGUUAUAGGUUCUAAUAUGGCACCCAUAUCAGGCAAAAACUAAAAUAUGCUGCUAAAAUUGACUUAUUUGCAAUAUCAUACCCCAGUGAUAAUCUCAUGUUAUUGCCAAGAUCUUUCCAUACUAUCUUAACUCUGUGGAUUAAAACUGAUUAGAACUGACUGGGUGCCUUUAUGGUGGUGUUUCAGAAGCAAGAAUACAUAAUAUAUAAAAAGAAAUCAAAUACUUUCUCCAGGCACAGAAUUUUCAUUUGUUUCCCCUCAAAAGAUCUCCAGCUAAUUUAUUCAUAUAGGGUUGAGGUAAUAGACAUCAAAUUUUGGCACUAAAGCAGGAGGCCAAAUUAAAAGUAUAGUCAAAAUAUCUACCAUUUGUUUGCUGUUCUUCUUCUUACAAAAACAGGGUGUAAGGCACUGAUAGUCAUGUAACUAGAGUACAAUUGGAGAGCAGGCAGGUAGGUUGAUCGUUCUGUGCAAAGUUACUUAAAGCUGCUGCCAUGUGAAGGUAAAUAAACUAAAACAUGUAUGACAUUGAAAAAUGAAACUGGUCUCUACAAAUAAAUAUUCACCGUUUUUAUGAUAAGCAGGAAGAAUCUGAACGAUCUGCUCAUGCCUCCAUACAAUUGAAGAAAGACCUAUUGUCUGAGUUUGAGAUACCACCAGGGAAUUUCUUCUAAAUUGUGUGCUGCAAUAAAAUGAGUAAACAAAAUAAAACAACAUUUUUGCCUGCAUUGCUUAGGCAGAAUACACUUUUACAGUGUCCUAUGAUGUACAUAUACAUUUCCAAAUUACUCUAUUAUAUUGGAGAGAAACAGAUUUUUUUAUUCUAAUUGUAAGAUAUAUAGUCAGACCCCAAAGCAAACUACAGGGGUAAAGAACAUACAGUGGAGAGGACUUGAAUUCUGUUCUUGCAGGAUGAGAUUAGGGUUUAUACUUGUAUCCCUUCUAAAAGGGAUACUUUAGGACUAUUAAAUUAUGUACAUGCACCCUAGGAAAGCUAUUUAAUGUUAAUAAGUAAUUAAUGAAGAAUUUCCCCAUACUUUGGACUUUAUGAUACUAUGAAUUAUAAGGAUGAUACUUAGUUGUACCAGGUGAGGAUUUGGCUUCAGUGAGGAAGGGGGUGGAUGGACUGAUUUACAAUCAGUUCCUUGCAGUGCUUUAGUGGAAGAUAAUUACAUAAAUUUUAAGUUAUUGAAAAUCAUGAAUAGAUAUGGUGAUGCCAUACUCGCCCUGACAACAUUUGAACAUGAAAUAUGCUUGUUGAGAAUGCAUAAUUUUUUAUAUUUGCAAAUUCAUUCAAAAAGUUCAAGGUCUUAUCUGGCAGUGGGUGUGUCUACACUGCAAUAAAAAACCUCUGUCAUGAAUCUCAGAGCUCAGGUCUCAGAGCGCACCAGGCUGGGGCUGCAGGGCUAAAAAGUGCAAUUAGAUGUUUGGGUUCGGGCUGGAACCUGGGCUCUGAGACCUACCAGAGGGUUUCAGAGCCUGGGUUCCAGCCUGAGCCCUACACUAUAAUUUUUAGCCCAGCGAGUCUGAAUCCACUGACCCAGGCCAGUCAUGGCUAUGCCACUGGUCUCUUACUGCAGUGUAGAUUUAGAUACCUUCUGGCAGCUCCUUAGCUAUGCUGAUUUCACAGAGAUUGAAAUAAGAGAUAAUUGGACAAAUUCUGAUUUUAAACUCUGUGUAAACAUGUGGAGGUGAUGAGCCAUGAUAACCAGGACUAUACUAAAGAAUGUUUGUCCCUGCAUUUAAUUGAUUCCAUAGAAGGCCUGCCUAAAAUUUUACAUUUUAUUGUGUGGACACUGCUGUGGAUAUGUACACCUUGCCCUGGUGUAACACUACUUUGGUAAACCUGCAGUGAUUUAAAAAGUAGAUCAGAAAAAACAGUGCACAAGUGCAAGGUGAUAGUGAAAUAAAUUUGUAUUUAUGGGCCACUGUUAAUAAGGGUCCAAUUAUACAUGGUUUAUAGAGGGUUUACAAUAUUUUUUUCAGUUAUAAGCAUGUUACAGACAUUCGUAUGUGUCUCGGGUGGUUAUAAGCACACUAUAGAUGUCAGUUUAAGAAUGAGUAGAAACUCCUCAGUAGAUAUACGUUGUGGUUAUAAGCAACCUGUUGAUCUAACAGUCCGUAACAACUGAUUAUUAAAAAUCUAUUUAUGUAUUACCCCUUUAUAAACCAUUUAUAAGUGAAACUUCAAUGUGAUUAUGGUGAAGGAACAAACAUGUGCCUUGUAGUUGAACUUUUGCAUAUGAUGUAGGUGGAGGACCCUGCAGGCACAGUCAAGGAUGGUUCUCUUAAGGGACAAACUUUCAUGGUGAACAGUUGUAAGAGAUCCUUUUGGGUAUUGGUCUCACUUUAUGUUUAAUAGUAAAAACUGGUUUUAAAGGGUUGCUGUGCGGAUCUGAAUUGGGGUAAAAGGCUCAGAUAAGUUGAGCAGCCCUCCAUUGAAACAUUAAAUUUUCAUAUAUGUUAUCUGGAUUUCUAAAAAACAGAACACAUGCAGGAUAUGGUCCUAUGCAAGUAAUGAUUAUUCCUUUACAAGUAACAUUGAAAGUACAGAAUUAAAGCAUAUAUUGGAAUACACCAGUUACUUUUCUUCAGAAAGCUGGUAUCUUAAAUGUUGUUGGUAAAGCUUCUGAAAAUAUUGAGUUACUUAGGAUUCCAAAUCAGUGAGCAAAUUACUUCCCAGAGGAAAAUUGAAAGUCACUUCACAUCAGUGGUGUUUAGCAUGUAUGUUGGGACUGUUAACUAUUUUAAAAAAAGCAAAACCAUAUUCAUACUAUUUCUGAGUCCAUGAGGUGCUUGGCGGGGGGUAAGGAAGAGUGUGUGUGUUUGUGUGUGAGAGAGAGAGGUAGGUAAAUGAGUAGGUAGAAAUUUGAGGCAUGGGUGGUAAAUAAUUUGUUCAUUGAAUUACAUACACAAAUGUCUGUGCUUCAUAGAUUUCCCUGUUUCCUUAAAAUUGUAUAAAGGAAACCAAAGGGGGAUGCAGCUGAAAAUUGCAUAUUUACUCUGCUAUGAACUUAAAUGAUGCCAUCAGAUUUGUGUAGAAAGCUACUGUGGGGUUGGUUUUCUUAUUUUGUGGAGAAGGAGUUUAAAAAACUCAGUUGUUGUUCCUUCAUAAAACAAAUAAUUUAUACUGAGGAUUAAAUUAAAUAGUGAAUUUACUAUUUUGUAUUUACUGGCUAAAGGCAGGUUAUUGUCGUUCUGUGGCUUGGUUUCUCUAUUGCAGUGAUCUCUGUUCACUCAACAGUUGCAUAUAUUAAAUUUUCUACAAUUAAUAGAAUGCAUACUUGAUACUUUUUUCUCACCAUUGCUGUCCACUACCUAACUUGUCAAAAUCUUUUACAGACCAUGUGCCCUGUUUGUUUGGAUCGUCUGAAGAAUAUGAUCUUUCUCUGUGGCCAUGGAACAUGUCAGCUUUGUGGAGACCGAAUGAGUGAAU